AUGGGCUACACUAUCGAAGAUCGGUUCAUCACGUCUAGCCGGAAUGGCCAAAAGAUUGCCAUUUCCAUAUACAAGCCCGAUGGAAUAAAACACACUGCACCCGUCAUCGUGAUGGGCCACGGCAUCGGCGCCAUCAAGGCCGCCGGCCUCGCCCCUUUCGCAAGCCACUUCACUGCCGAGGGCUACACUGCCGUUACAUUUGACUACCUAGGCUUUGGCGAGAGCGAAGGCUUCCCGCGGAACGUUCUCGAUGUCGGGAACGAGCUGCAAGACUUCCGCGAUGUCAUCAAGUGGGUUCGGGAGCCGGAUCAGAGCACGUGGGUCGACUCAUCACGAAUCGUUGCGUGGGGAAGCAGCUUUGGCGGCAUGCACACCACCGCUCUCAUGGCCGAAGAUCACGAGCUGGCAGCCGGUAUAGCGCAGUGUCCGCUCGUUGACGGGUUGGCUGGUGUGAUGCAGAUGCCGCUGCUCCGGUCUUUGAGACUGGCGACAACGGCUGCUGCUGAUAUCGUCGGUUCGUAUAUUCUAGGAACCAGGGAGCCGAAGUACGUCGACCUCAUUAGCGAUGGUUCCACCACGGCUGUCAUGGCUUCACAAGAGGCUUAUGAUGGUUGGAAUCGCUUAUCGCCUGGUGACGGACGAGACUGGCCUAAUGUGAUCGCUGGGCGGUCUCUUCUCAACAUCAUGAUAAAUCGGCCGCUGUUACACAUACACAAAAGCACUCGCCCAUAUUUAGUUGUUCUUCCCACAUGGGACAAUGAAGCAUCCUUAGGUGCUGCGGAGGACUGCGUUAAACGUGCUCCUUUUGGAGAAGCGUUGAGGGUUGAUGGUGGUCACUUUGAUUUAUACAAGGGGGGAAUCGCGUUCGAGAAGAAUAUUGCUGGGCAAAAAGAGUUUCUUAGACGUGUACUGAAUGCUAAGUGA
Messenger RNA from Colletotrichum abscissum, 924 nucleotides. RefSeq lists its product as uncharacterized. NCBI's taxonomy places the organism in Eukaryota, Fungi, Ascomycota, Sordariomycetes, Glomerellales, Glomerellaceae. The record is from RefSeq and is a predicted model, not a curated record. Gene Ontology annotation, molecular function: hydrolase activity. The transcript has a single exon. The coding region runs from base 1 to 924 and encodes 307 amino acids.